CCUAAUACGGAGUCCUAUUCCAACUACGAAACCCGUAUACUCCGUAUAAACAAAUCUGUCUUCUUUCUCGAUCAAUUCGCCGACGGACCAAACCAGAGAGGGAGACCGAAGCACAUCGCCGGAGGCUUUGCCGGAGUACGAGUGCUCGUUUCAAUCACCGUCCAUCUUCAUCUUCUUCUCAAUUGACGCGAGACAAGGGACGACAUCGACGCCAGCGAUUUAAGAUUUAUCUUCUCAAAGAAUUGAGCAUUCCAAUCUGCAUCACGACUCUUCUCCUCCUCCAUCGGCGACGAAACCAAUUGAGUUCGUCGAUCAAGCUGCCUGAGACGUCGCCGGGAAAGAGGACUUCGCCGGAGCUUCCGCCGGAAUCUAGGUGGGGAUUAUUGUGAUUUCUUCAUCAAUUCCAUUAAGGUAGAGAUCAAGGAUUGGAUGAGGAGUAGCGUGAAGAACAGUGAGGCGUGACGCUGGAGGAUGACCCGAUGCUAAUUGAAAUUGAAUUAAAUACUUGUUGACUUUUAUUUUGUUUAAACUACAAGAAUGUUUGACGUUGUUGUUUUAAAAGCUUCCGCAACGUUUGAAUUAUUUACUCUGAUUAUUUAUGAAUUGUUUAAAAAUAAAUGUGAAUUGAUAUUUUAUUAUUAAAUGUUCUAAAAUAUUAUGCAUGUGAAUACCAAAUUAGUGACAACCCGAUUCGCUAACUCGUUGUUUCGGGUUACGCGGGUCGGGGUGUUACAUUUUGAUAUCAGAGCAUGUGGUUUUAAAAACGAUACUCGGAAAAAAAGGGUAUAUUUAUUUUCAAAAAAAAAUGUUUACUUUCAAAAAAGGGAAAAAAGGGCAUCCACAGCUUCGCGACGUCAGGAGGUAACUCUGAAUCCUUAUUAUGUGUUUAUGUGAAAAUUGUUGUCUUUAUUGUUACGUGAUUUGUUUGCUGCAUGUGGUUUAUGUAAAAAGAAAAAAAAAGAAUUCAUGUGUAAAAAAAACAUAAGUAAGAGAAGAUUGAGAAAAUUCAACAACGUUAGUUAUGGGAAAAAAAAGGGUAAAGUGAACCUAGGAAGUAAAUUGUUAAAAAAACCUCAAUUCACAGUUAUUCAGGAUGACUAGUGCGAUCAUGUUACAAAAGAUAAUGCGUCACAUGCUCACAAAGCACGCAGGCGACCCUUAAAUAAAAUCUUAAGUAUUCUAAACAAUCACUUAUAAAUGUUGUGUCAAGAAUUGCUUUGUAAAAAAAACUGCAAUGAGCUUGCGGAAUUCUAUUGAACUACCUUUAUACUUAUUCAUAACGAAUUUCGUUUAAAUCAAAUUGAUUUGUUUGAAAAGCAAGUAUUGUCUUUAAAAAAGAAAUGAUUUGAUUAUUCAAUCAAUGUAGUUUCGUGAACAAUUGGAAAAAAAUAGUAGUCAUAAAAUAUUUUAUUUAAUACUCAAUUGUUUUGUUGAUCACUGGAAUGACAAUCAAAUUCAGAAGGGGCUGUAGACCCGGAUGAAUAAGAGUGCUUUGUUCCGGUGUGGGAAUUAGUGUUAAAUUGCAAAAAUAGACUGGUUUCCAUUGGGCGUCCUGAGCCCUGCGCAUGAAUUUGCUCUCAAAUUGUGGCAGUAGGUUUAGUUUACUCUUUCCUUGUAUUUGGGUUUGAUGAAUUGGGGUGAACUUGGUAACUUGGUAACUUGGUUUAGUUUACUCUUUCCUUGCAUGCUUUAUUAUAUUAUUGUAUGAAAAUUGAUUUUUUUUAAAUCUUUAGCAGUGUUUACAAAUUGGUGAUUCUGAUUCUGGCAAUCAAAAACCAUGCACGACAGCUUCUCUCCCAAGCAAAUGUCUAAUCAUAUGAAGGCAAAAGGUUUGCAAAAGUUGAAGUAUUAUUGUCAGUCCUGUAAGAAGCAAUGUCGAGAUGCAAACGGAUUCAAGUGUCAUACUAUGAGCGAAGGUCACUUGCGUCAAAUGGAAAUUUUUGGCCAAAAUCCUGACAAAUUUGUUCAAGGUUACUCUUUGGAAUUUGAGACUGGCUUCUUUGAGGUUUUGAAACGAUGCCACGGGCCGAGGACUCGUGUUGCAGCGACGGUGGUUUACAACGAGUACAUUACAAAUAGGCAUCAUGUUCAUAUGAACACUCCACUUGCUGGAAUACUUUGACUGAGUUUGUGAUGUAUUUGGGUAAAUCUGGCAAGUGUAAGGUGGAAGAUACCGAAAAAGGAUGGUUCAUUACUUACAAUGCCGCUGCAGAUUCUCAAGAGUUGCUUCAAAAGAAGUCUAGGGGUAAGAGGUUGAGGAAUAAGUUGGUGGAAGAAAAAAAUCAAGAAAAGCAAAUUGAGAAACAAAUUAAGAGAGCUUCUUCUUCUUCUUCUUAUUCUUCUACUACUGCGAAAGACGUGGGGAUUGUGAAGAACAACAACACAAGGAUUGCAUUUGCAGUCGCUGCCAGUAGCAGUAGUGGUGUUGUUAAGCGCCACAAAGAAGAGAAUUAUUCCAAGUUGAGUGUGUUUGAGGAGGAAGAAGAUGCGACAAAAGUGAAAAGGAAGAGAGUUUGUGCGACGAGCGCUUGUGUGUUGGAGGAGUUAAUGAUAGGAAGAGGCAAUGAAGGGUAGAGGGAACAACAGAAAACCACAUUGGUUGUGUGAAGGGCUCAUUGUCAAGGUUACAAACAGAGCAUUAAGUGAGAAAGGGUACUAUAAUAAAAAGGGCAUCAUCAGAAAGGUUUCGGGCAAGUACUAUGGAGAAAUCGAGAUGCUUGAUGAUCAUCAACCCCUUCUUCGGCUUCAUCAAGAUGAUCUUGAGACUGUGAUUCCUUGCAUUGGUGGUUUGGUGAGGAUUGUAAAUGGGUCGUAUCGCGGAUUCAAUGCAAGGUUGCUCGCUGUCGAUACUGGGAACUUUUGCGCCAAGGUACAGUUAUUGGACACGUGUUGUGACUACCAAGGGCAGGUGCUUCCAAAGAUGGCUUAUGAUGAUAUCUGCAAAUUAAAUUGCUGACCUCUACAAGCUAAGCUCUUUCAAAAUACUCAGUACUUUUCUAUUUCUUCUAUAUAUUGGAAAGUUAGAUUGGAUUAUGAAAAAGAUUUU
Messenger RNA from Cuscuta campestris, 3046 nucleotides. The record is from the annotation of a GenBank genome assembly. Lineage: Eukaryota; Viridiplantae; Streptophyta; Magnoliopsida; Solanales; Convolvulaceae.